Messenger RNA from Opisthorchis viverrini, 851 nucleotides. RefSeq lists its product as hypothetical. Gene Ontology annotation, biological process: chloride transport. Gene Ontology annotation, molecular function: chloride channel activity. The record is from RefSeq and is a predicted model, not a curated record. NCBI's taxonomy places the organism in Eukaryota, Metazoa, Platyhelminthes, Trematoda, Opisthorchiida, Opisthorchiidae. Gene Ontology annotation, cellular component: cytoplasm; apical plasma membrane. The coding region runs from base 57 to 851 and encodes 264 amino acids. The transcript is spliced from 2 exons.
AAGAGCGCUACGUUCGAGCGUGUUUGGUCUAGUCGUGGUGUCUUGUGUGGCUGAAAAUGGCAAACACAAAGAAGCCACUUGUGGAGCUGUUUGUCAAGGCGGCCACCACGGAUAAACGAGAAAAAGGAGCAUGUUUGAUCGGCCAGCAGUGGUUUAUGACACUUUAUAAUCUAGUGGAACAAGGACUCAUCGAUCUUCGAUUCACGCCCAUGUCACUCGAGCUACCGCCGCACAAUUAUGUCCGGUUGAAUGCCGCUAGGCAUCUGCCCAUAGCAUGGAUCGAAUCCGGCUACAUCCACGGCAAGGACCAGUCCGGUCAAAUCAUCACUUCGACGGACGGGUUGGAAGUACUGAUGGAGAAACUUGGGUCACCAAAUCUGGACCCACAGGUUGAACCAGCGGAUGUAUUACGAGCCGAGGAAGUUUUUGAAGAUUUGUACAUUAAUUUGAUGAACUUUAUUCGCAACGACAACUACAAGCCCCUGUUAAACACACUUAUUAAGUUGGAUAGCUACUUGGCACAGAAAGCCCACCCAUAUCUUUUGGGCGAGCGGCUAACUUAUCCAGAUUGCCAACUGAUGCCAAAAUUGCAACAUGUGCGUGUAGCCGGUCGUGCUUACAAGGAUUUCGAUAUUCCAAAGGAUUUGAUUUAUCUAUGGGGAUACGUCGGGAGGAUGUACCACACCAAGGCGUUCACUUGUUCUUGUCCGUCUGAUAGAGACAUACUUGUUCACUAUUCUGAAAAAGAUCCACUCCCACGAUCUAUUCGUUUGAGUCUUCUGGGCCCAGAAUUUUUAUGCGAGCUACCUGCUACUUUGAGAAACUCACCAAACGUCAAUGGCAAUGCGUAA